Molecule: messenger RNA, 5416 nt
Organism: Mytilinidion resinicola
Lineage: Eukaryota; Fungi; Ascomycota; Dothideomycetes; Mytilinidiales; Mytilinidiaceae
Exons: 3
Coding region: 371-5416 (1681 amino acids)
Biological process (GO): mitochondrial tRNA 3'-end processing; regulation of DNA-templated transcription
Cellular component (GO): mitochondrion
Molecular function (GO): DNA-binding transcription factor activity; 3'-tRNA processing endoribonuclease activity
Source: RefSeq, a predicted model, not a curated record
CCUUUCUCCGCCUGCCCCAAAACCCGCCCUCGCCCUUGCCAUCUCUAACCACGGAUUCUCUCGCUGCUUCGACUUCUACACACACUCGACAACCUCCAACUCACCCAUACCGCCCUCUAUCACCGCCCUCUAUCACCGCUGUCACCACUUCCAGCGCCUUGGAACGUUGUUGUAGGGCGACCCAAAAUAAGCCAUCCACGGAUCCCUCCGGCUGAGCUUGCGCGUCCUCUUUAGCGCCUACCCAGACCACCUCACCCGCCUCAUCACAACCGGUCGCCCAUCGUCCUCAGUAAACACGCAUCUCGACGCCUGAUUAUCGACCCGCUUGACAUUACUGCUCGUUCAGGCACACACAAUCACACUUCCUUCGAUGGCCGCAACGCUCUCUGGUUUCGCCAUGACGCCGUCGUACAACAACCAAUGCGGCGAGCCUGACUACGACUCCAUCUUCGACUUCAGCCAAGUGCCCUCUCCCACUCCCCGGAUGCACUCUUCGCCCGCCUCAAACACCGCCAGCCCGACCAACACCAUCGUUGCCCUCGAUCAGUCCGAGGACCUCCAGACUCCCGCGAAGCCUAGCCACGAGUACGAGCGCUUCAAGCAGCAGACCGGUCUGCCCUCCAACUCCGUUCCUGGCCUCGCCCAGCAAUUCAGUCCCAGCUAUGCCUUCUCCAACAGCGGCACUGGAUUGGACGAGAUGUCCCUCAUGGGCUCGUCAAGCAACUCAAUGCUCGACGCCGGAUGGAAUUCGGGUUUGGGGAUGGGAUCAGACGUCAACAUGGAACUCGACCUGUCCAUAAACACCACUGGACUCCCGCCUAGCUUCCUAUACGGUGGCGAGUCGUCCCACAGCGGCUACAUCGACCCUAGCGCCAUCGCCACCCAAGAGGAGAGUGUCCGGUACUAUCCUGGGAUGCAUCAAAAGCAGGCUGCAAUGGCGAAGGCACACGCACAGGCCCAACAACAAAGGCAGCAGCAAAUCGCUCAGCAGCAACUCCAGCAGAAGCAACAGCAACAGCACAUGCUUCAGCCUGCGAGACGCAAUGGCUCCCAGCAGAGCUCUGAUCCCCACACCGAGGAGGUCAUUGGUCGCAUCAUGGGCAAGAUCCGACACGAGAGCACCCUGUCGUCACAAGACGGCAUGUCGCCAUCCGGCUCUUUCCCCCACGUCCACCGAUCCAAGAAGGACGAGGAGGACAUGGAUGAGGACGAGAGACUCCUUGCAAGCGAGGAAGGAAAGAAGCUCAGUAGCAAGGAGCGCCGUCAGCUCCGUAACAAAGUCUCCGCCCGUGCCUUCCGUUCGCGAAGGAAGGAGUACAUUGUCCAGCUUGAAGAACAACUCGCCAACAAGCAGAAGGAGACGGACGAACUUCGCUUCCAGAACAGGAAUCUCCAGGAGGAGAACGCCGGCCUCAGGGACCUCACCCAGAGCCUCCUGCGACACAAGGCGUUCGUUCCGUACAUCGACUCCAUCUCGCGCGACCAGUCUGUCAUGAACAACAUCAAGCCCGAUCCUUCACCUUCACACGCCCCAACUCCGGAGCCUUCCCGCAAGGACCUCAACCCGUAUUCGUCGCAUUCGCAACAGUUUCAGGAUAUGAGCCAGAACGACCAUCCUCAGAUCGGAAUGGCGCUCGUGCCCGAAACCCCCCUCGACAUGUCUAUGCUCAACCUGGGUAACAACUGGAUGAUGCCUAACCAGGGUUUCAACUACCAGCAGAUCCAGACUUUUGCGGUCACCGAAUUGCCAGAGGGUCCUGCCGCCCCUAUCGACAUCGACAUUCUGUCUGGCAAGGGUGGCGAGUCGUUCAUGCCCACGACAUCUCCCGUCGAUGAUGCCAAGGCCGAAUACCCCGUCAUCGAGCGUCCCAUCGAGCGUGAGGAGGUCACUGAAGUGACUGAGGUCGAGGAGGAGGAAGAGGAUGAUGACGAGUUUGAUCUCUACCGCUCUUCGCCUGCCCGCAAGUCUAACGCCGUUGUUACUCCUAUUGAGGAUUGCGAACUCAUCUUUGGCGAUGCCGAUACCGAAAAGGUCUUUGCGCACUUCGAGCUGUUCAUCUCCGAUGAUGCUGCGUCGGAAAAGCUGAUGGAACGUUUCGAGAAGAUCUCUUGUCGACACGUCCCACGGUCGAAAGCCUCCGACGCUCCUACUUUGAAUGUCAAUACCUUGAAAGACCUUCUCACUUCUCACUCCCCUAGGAAGACGACCGCACGACCCUCUUCUCACCGGCGCGAACCUCGAAUAUUCAAAGUCGAUCGAGGACUCCCCUCUGGGACCGCGCCGGCAGUCUCCUUCGUUCAGCCUUCGAAUUCACCUGUCCAACUUCCUCGAGAAUUCGGCGGACGCCAACGCUCGCGACCGCGUCCCUCCAUUCCGCCCACUCCGUCCAACAUUGUACUCGAGCCGUUCCCGGGGGAUGGUGAUAAUAUCGAAUUAAAAUCUUUCAAAGGGGGGCACAAACACCCAAUGAAGUCCUCGAUCCAAUUCCUUACCGUGCCGACGGCGGACACGCCCGGCACGGCGCUGUACCUGUUCUUCGACAACCAGCGGUACCUCAUUGGUAACAUGGCCGAAGGCACACAGCGGGCGGCGACUCAGACGGGAACCAAGCUUAUGAAGAUCAACGAUAUACUUAUUACUGGGCGGACCGAAUGGAGCAAUAUCGGCGGUCUCGUCGGCAUGAUACUCACGCUGGCUGACUCCAAUGCUAGCUCUGUGGAGGGCAACCGGGCGAGAUACGAAAAAAUGGUGGCGACUGGGAAGCUGGACAAGAUGCCAGAUCUGCCCGUAUUGAAUCUAUAUGGCGCGCCCAAUUUGAAUCAUAUGCUGGGUACGUGCAGGAGAUUUGUGUUCCGGAAAGGCAUGCCGCUCCGCGCGGUGGAAUUCAAGGACGACACUGUAAAGCGGGAUUCUGAGGGGAACGUCGAGCCAACGUGGUCGGAUGAGUACAUUUCAGUUUGGGCUUUGCCUCUCAAACCGGCAGAGACGUCUGAUAGUGAAGCUUUCGCAAAGCAAGAGCUGAGAAACCAGACAUUCGACCAGCUGAAUAGCAAAAACAAAGAGUACGUAGCCCCGGAAGGGGAGCUGCCAGAGGAUCGCGAAUUGCGAUACGACCGGAUGCGGCGAUCGAUUGUGCGUCAUAUGUUUGACUCCGACUGGAGGUUCGAUGCUCUCGUGGAGAAACACAUCAGCGAGGUGCAGAUGCCCGCGGCGAUAUUCGUGCGCGAUCCGGAGACACAUAAGAUCGAGAAGUACACGGGGCCUAUGCCUGGAAGUGAGGCGCCAUUACCGGAUAUCAAGGUGAUGGUACGGACACCAUGGCCGGCUGCCCUCCUUGAGCUGCUCCCACCAACAGAGCCAUCUCCAGUAGCAAUUUCGUACAUCUUCCGCCCUCAUGCACAACGAGGAAAGUUUGAUCCAAAAAAGGCACUAACACUCAAUAUUGGGGAUAAGAAGAAAUGGUCUAUCCUCGCCAAUGGCGAAAACGUCUUGAAUGAUGCAGGGGAGACCAUUACUCCAGAUAUGGUACUAGGCCCUCCGAGAACUUCUGGGGGAGUGGCCAUAAUUGACUUGCCGUCGAUUGGAUAUGUUGAUUCCCUGGUAGCAAGAGAAGAAUGGAGAUCAGAAAAGGUCAAGUCAGGCAUCAUGGGAUUUGUCUGGACCCUCGGGCCUGGCGUUGCAGCCAGCCCGAGGCUACGUCAAUUCAUGAAAGAGAUGGAUCAUUGCAAGCACAUUGUGUCGUCCGUGGAUACCUGUCCCAACACACUCACGAUGGUAGACGCCGCGGCCUCUACCCUGAGAUUGGCCCAGGUUGACAAUGAGAGAUACAGAGUGCCUCACCACGACAACGUAUCCCUGCCGCAGGAUAUUUACAAUCGGUCAUCGACAUUCUCGCCUGAGCUUCCGCCAAACACUAUAGCAGCGAAAGUAGGAAUGGCAUUCGCUAUUGAGCCACAGUUUCAACUCGACAAUACUCUGGUUAAAUACCCCCUGAAUACCCAAGGAGUCCUCGAUGAUACCGAGGCUUCAGUCUUUGAAUUCGCAAAGUCCGCUCGAGAAGAAAUCCAGGCUUCACGGGGAACCUUAGAUGCAUGGAAGCAGAAAAUGCCACGUCCAGACACUGAAAUUAUCACCUUGGGUACUGGAUCUGCUCAACCGUCCAAGUACCGCAACGUCUCCGCCACCCUCGUCCGCGUGCCAGGCGUGGGCAGCUACCUCCUAGACUGCGGCGAAAACACCCUCGGCCAGCUCAGGCGCGUCUUCAAGCCCGCCGAACUCAAAGAAGUGCUGAGAGAUCUGCGAAUGAUUUGGAUCAGCCACCUCCACGCCGACCACCAUCUCGGCACCGCCUCACUCAUCAAAGCAUGGUACUCCGUCGUCCACGACUCUACCCCCACCACCGAAUCUCCCAACCUCAAACCAGCUCCCGGGAGCCCUCCCCAGCGCCGCCUCGCCGUCGUCUCGCACAUGGGCAUGGCCUCCUGGCUACACGAGUACGCUGCCGUUGAAGACUUCGGCUUCUCCCGCCUGCUCCCCCUCUGCAUCUCGGGCAACGACCGCUUCCGCCUGACCGCGGCCUCCAAGGCCUCCGAACUCACCCUCUACGCGGCGCCCGGCGGCCAGUGGACGCCGACAAAGGUCCCGCCGUCCUCGUACGAAGCCCUGCUCGGCGUAGCAGACAUCCAAGCCGUCUUCGUCAACCACUGCCACGGCGCCAUGGCCGUCUGCCUCACCUUCCCGCCGGACGCGUCCGCGGCCCCGGACACGCCGCCGCUAAAAGUCAGCUAUAGCGGUGAUUGUCGCCCGUCAGGCCGCUUUGCGAGUAUUGGCCAGGGGACGAGUGUGUUGGUUCAUGAGGCGACGUUUGAUGACGAGCUGGCGGCGGAUGCCGUGGCGAAGAAGCAUAGUACGACGAGCGAGGCGCUGAGGGUGGCGGGGUGGAUGGGCGCGAGGGGGGUUGUGCUGACUCAUUUUAGUCAGAGGUAUCAGAAGAUUCCUGUGCUGAGGGAGGUGGAGGAUGAAGAGGAGGAGGACGAGGAGGAGGGGGAUGCGUUGGGGCGGGAGGAUGGGGAAGAAAGCGGAGGGGAGGAGGGGAUGGUAGAUGCGCCGGAGGUGGAGAGGGGAAGAUCGCCGUCGCCUAGGCUGCGGGGUUCCGCGGGACGGGAGCAGGUGAUUCGGGUCAAGGGGGAUAUGAAGGUGGCGAUUGCGUUUGACUAUAUGAGGGUGCGAAUUGGGGAUAUUGCGGUUAUGGAGCGGUUUAAUCCGGCGUUGGCGAGGUUGUUGGCGUAUGCGGGGGCGGAGGAGGAGAGUACGAAAAAGGAGGAGGUGGUGGUGCAAAGGGGGGGCAAGAAGAAGGAAAAGAAAGGGGGACAGGAUAUGGAGAGUCCGAAGAGGAAAGCGAGGAGGUUUAAUUAG